GUGACGGUGGUGCUGGAAAGACGUCUGGUGGUGUGGCUUCCCCUCGCGCGCUGCACUCCACUCUUCCUUCCUUCUUCGGCGGUGCGUGGCGCUGCGCUGUUCUGCUGAGUGCGUGCAUGUGUAUGUGUGUACGCCGAACUGAACCAAGAACGUGAGCGAGGAUCUGAGUAGUGGUGGUGAUGGUGGUGGUGAACGUGGUGGAGUGUGGUGAGGGGGAUGACAGAGGUGGAGGUGGUGGAGGUGGUGGAGGGAUCGCAGCACCAGUGGCCCCCCCGUCCCUGGUCCACUACCCCGCCCACAAGUGCCCGGCCAAGGGGGACCUGUACCCUUCGCCCCCGGGGUACGAUAGCGACUCCGGCAACAGCGAGCACAGCAGCAGCGGGCGGGGCAGCGGCGGGAGCGACCUUGGCAGUGAAGUGGAGCGUGAUGGGUCCCGCCUGGAGGACAGUGGCAGAUACAGUAUAGAGGGGGAGUUGAUUCGAACCCCGGGCCCCCCCUCCACCCGCCCCGACCCAGCUCAGACCGAGACCAAGAGCCAGGAAAAAGCGGAGCCUGAAGCCACCAGGCCCUACCGACGCACCGUGCCCGUCACCCACCCUCCCGUCGACGCCCCCCUCUGCGUGCACUGCUGCCGUCGGGACCUCUCCUUCUUCAACCCUGGCUGCGCGGGAUGCUCCGGGCUCCUCCGCCGCCCCUCCACCACCCCCGCCCACCUCUUCGCCAUCAUGCGCCAGUGGGUCCCCGAAGUGCAGCAGAAUAUACACCACUUCGUAAGGCAGGCCCUGGGGCUCGGAAGUCACGUGGACGACCGAGACGCCCUCACCGACAUGACUCUCCUGCACUACGCGGUGAAGGCAGGGAGCAACGGGGUGGGGGACCAGGACACAGCACUCCAGGUGGUGAAGGAACUCCUGCGAGCCGGCGCCGACGUCCACCAGCGCUGCCGAUGGACCCACAUGACCGCCCUGCAUUACGCCGCCUACUUCGAUGUGGCGCCCGUCCUCCACCUCCUGCUGAAAGAUCCCAUGGGCGUGUGUGUGAACGACGCCUGCCUCGAGUACUCUGGGGGCACGCCGCUGCACAUCGCCGCCGCCAACCUGUGCCUGGCCGCCGUGCGUGUUCUGCUGCAUCACGGCGCGCUGCCCACCCUCACCGACACACAGGGCCGCACUCCCUUCCAGUGCAUCCCGACCCCCGAACAGUACGAGUUGGUACCCGAUGUUCAGGAGGUCAUAUCAUGCCUCCGCCACCUCCUCUCCCCGUCAGCCGCGCACGCCCACACCCACGCCUCCCACGCCUACCCCGCCCACGGCACAGCGGGUCAGGGCUCCUCCGGGAAGGCGGUGCUGAAGGCGAUGGGGCUCAAGCUUGGCGAUCGGGUCUUGGUUAGCGGAGUGAAGACUGGAGUGCUGAGGUUCGCAGGCACGACGGAGUUCUCGACGGGGCUGUGGGCCGGCGUGGAGCUGGAGACGCCGACGGGACGACACAACGGCACCGUCAAGGGCGUCAUGUACUUCAGAUGCGCCAAGAACUACGGAAUCUUCGUACCCAUGAACCGCCUGACGAAGAUACCUCACGUGGGCGGCGGGGGUGGAGGGGUUGGCUGCGGGGUCGGCGGCGGCGGCGUGGUCAGGCAGGGUCGCUCCUCCUCGCAGGCCCAGCGGCACCACCACCACCGCCGGGCAGCCUCGCGACGCUCCGCCUCUCUCCCGCCCGGCCGCGUCAACCAUGGCCGCGUCGACGUGUCCCAAGUGGCGUCCAAGGUGGCGCAGGACAUCCGCGACACCACCCGCAAGAUCGUAAUAGGGGACCGGGUGUUCGUGGACAUGGGCCUGGGCAGCGGCUCGGCGCGGGUGGUGACGGGCUCGGUGCGGUACACGGGCGCCGUCCACUUCGCCUCCGGGUUUUGGGUCGGCGUGGAGCUCGACGUCGGCCGCGGCACCAACGACGGCUCGGUCAACGGCACCAAAUACUUCACGUGUAGGCCCCAUCACGGCAUCUUUGCGGCGCCUUCCAGAGUGAUCAAAACCAGCGGCGAAACAAGUCCAUCAGAGUGCCCAUCGGAGCUCUACCAACACGACACCCGGCAGUCCUUCCUCAGCCACAGCCGCCAGUCCCUCUCCUCCCACCACGGCUCCUCCCACGCCCUCCACCUUCCCUCCAGCGGGCCCCUCAGCCUCGGGUACUCCUCCUCAACCCUCAAUAGCCAGGGCCCCAGGAGUCUAGGCUGGGGCGGGACAAUAGAAGGCUCAUCCUCAUCAACUAAUCUUGACGUCCACGACUCUUGCUGCGCCUCCUGCUCCGCCUCACAGCACCUUCUUGAGACGAGUGGCCCCGCGUCGCUCAAGACCUCCCAGACGAUCAAACCGGCCAUCUACCCCGCGAACACCGCCAUGACGAGCCUCAACCGCUCCUUCUCCGCUAGGUACGCCACGUCCCGUCAGCGUCAGGAGGAGCUGGAGCGGGCCGCGGAGGAGCGUCGGCAGCAGCAGGUGUGGUUUGACCCGCCGGUGCUGCAGGCCACGCCCAAGGCCGAGCGGAAGAAGCGGGAGAACCAGCACUGGCUCGAGGUGGGCCACAACGUGCUCUACAAGAAUAUCGUCGGCAUCAUCAAGUACAUCGGGCGCGUGGACUUCGAGGAGGGCGUGUGGCUGGGCGUGGAGCUGCGUUCGGCCAAGGGCAGGCAUGACGGGACGGUGCGGGGUCGUCGCUACUUCACCAGCAAGCCUCGUCACGGCGUCAUGGUGCGGCCCAACAAGGUGUACGUCCGCGGCAUCAACGGCUCCAAGCUGGUCAAGCCCGAGGACGAAGACCAGGAGGAGGACUACCCUUGAAGAAGUCUAGAUAAGUCGGGACAUUGACAGAACCUUCACGUAGAGGAUUCAUAGCCAAGGAGAAUAUGUACAGCACUAACAAUAGGAUUUUCUGUCAUUUUGUUCUGGUUUUCUGCUUUUCUGUCAUUUAUGCCUCUUGUUUUCCUUCCUUGGCACGAGGAUAAAAGUUAGCGCAGAACAUUCACAGCCAAUGGGGAUGUGUACAGCACUAACGAGAGGAUUUUCUGUCAUUUUGUUCUUGUUUUCUGCCUCUGUUAGUCAUUACUUCUGGUUCAUUCCUCGACACGAUGAUAGAAGUCAACGCAGAACAUUCACAGCCAAGGAGAAUGUGUACAGCACCAACAUAAGGGUUUUCAGUCGCUUUCUUCUGAUUGUCUGCUUUUCGAUGAGUCAUGCCUUGAAGUUCUAGAUCAGCUGCUGUCUUGAUCAUCACACUUGGUUCCUUCCUUGGUAUAAGUAUAGGAGUCAACCCAAAACAUUCACAGCCAAGGAGAAUGUGUACAGCACCAACACAAGGGUUUUCAGUCGCUUUGUUCUGGUUUUCUGCUUCUCUCUCAGUCAUGCCUUGGGGUUCUGGGUCAGCUGCUGCCUUAGUCAUCACUCCUUGUUCUUGUUACCACUGGAGGUCGUCAGGGCAGGAUUUACGGGGAUAUGUAAGAGCAAAUUUGGGUUUUAAUACCUUUAUAUAACUAACUACGACGUGAGGCAUCCCGAGACUUAUUUUUCAAGACUUCAAAUUGCAAAGAGGACGCGUGAAGCCAGACUGUAAUACGUCUAAUUAGUGUUCAUUUAUUUAACAAAACAGCAAACCAGCAGUUAAUCAGUGCCUCAGCUAUUGCCACGGACUAAAGACGGGGAAUAAUGUGAGAGACUUACCAUUGGGUCACCGUGUAGUCCAUGGCAAACAGAGUGACCCUGGCUGCCCUAAAUCUGACCCUGGUGGCUGUUACACUCUCUCGCUACACCCACAGUACACAGGGCCUUCUCUCCUACACACGGUCUGGCUGCACAUACUAGGAUUAUCAUGUAUACAGAUCCAUAAGCCUUGUUACAUCGAUGGAGGCCCAGGCACAUUGAGGUUUAAGGUCUCGUGUUGAUAUGCUUAUAUUAAACCUCUCAUAUACACAUUGUCUGGCUGCACACACUAAGGUUAUCACAUGUACAGAUCCAUAAGCGUUGUCACAUUGAGAGAGUCCCAAGCACACUAUGGUUCCAGGUCCCGUGUUAAUAUGCUUAUCUCAGGCCUUCUCUUUUAUACAUUGUCUGGCUGCACACACUAAGGUUAUCACGUGUACAGAUCCAUAAGCGUUGUCACAUUGAUGGAGGCCCACACACAUUAUGGUUCCAGGUCCCGUGUUAAUAUGUUUAUCUCAUGCCUUCUCUUUUAUACAUUGUCUGGCUGCACACACUAAGGUUAUCACGUGUGCAGAUCCAUAAGCGUUGUCACAUUGAUGGAGGCCCACGCACAUUAUGGUACAAGGUCCCAUGUUCGUAUGUUCAUCUCAUGCCUUCUCUUUUAUACACUGUCUGGCUGCACACACUAGGUUUAUCACGUGUACAGGUCCAUAAUUGUUGUCACAUUGAUGGAGGCCCACGCACAUUAUGGUACAAGGUCCCAUGUUCGUAUGUUCAUCUCAUGCCUUCUCUUUUAUACACUGUCUGGCUGCACACACUAGGUUUAUCACGUGUACAGGUCCAUAAUUGUUGUCACAUUGAUGGAGGCCCACGCACACUAUGGUUUAAGGUUUUGUGUUGACGUAUUCAUGUUAGCGCAAUGGUUAGCGUGUCUGAAGAGCCGAGGGGACAGCCACGCCAACACAGGCCUCACGGGAUGCUUCAUAUAGGACGGUUUACUGCACUUUGGGACCCUUGCACUGGGGACGAAGGUGCACUGGACAGCAGAUGGUGGAGCAGGGCGCAGCAGGGCGUAACAGGACCUUCAUAGCAUCAGCAGAAAGUAGGUGAUGGCAGUGUUGUAAGAGUCACGGUGGUAGAGUGUCCGUAGCUUGUUUCGUAGUCUAGCUGGUCGGUUGUUUGUCCAUAGCUUUAAGUUAGCUCGUGUUCAAGCAGGGGAGGGUGAGUGAGGGAGUGCUCGGGGCCGCCUGAGAGACACACCAGCCGCUCUGCUGGUUCAGAGGCGCCGGGUGUGGGACGGACGGGACGGGAAGGGACGGUAUAGGGCACAGUUGAGGGAAUGCUUGUUUGGUGAUCAUAUGUUGAAAUAGAUGUAAGGUAGCACUGGCCAUCCCAUUCCAUUGACUAUAGGAAAAGAAAAGGAUGGGAAGGGAUGGGAAGGGCAAGGCUGAGGGAAUAGCUGAUAGGUGAAUAUAUGCUGAAGAAAUUAGGUGACAGAUACUGCUGGCUAUUUCACUCCAUUAACUCAAUAUAGGAACGGGAUGGGAAGGGCAGGGUUGAAAUUGACUAGUGGAUUAUAUUAUGGAAAGGAAAAUAGAUGUCAAGUACUGGUCAUCACAUUCCCUAAACGACAGCAAAUAGGUACAUUGGUUAUAGGGACGAGACUGAAUAAAGGAGGGAAGGGAUGGGGCACGGAUGAGGGAAUGGUUGACUGGUGAUAAUCUUGAAAGGAAAAUAGAUAUCAGGUACUAGCCAUCCAGUUCUCUCAACAAUAUUAUAAAAGGUACAUUGACUAUAAGGACGAGACUGAAUAAGGGAGGGCAGGGAACGGAUGAGGGAAUGAUUGAUCGGUAAUUAUAAUGUUGAAAGGAAAAUAGAUAUCAGGUACUAGCCAUCCAGUUCUCUCAACAAUAUUAUAAAAGGUACAUUGACUAUAAGGACGAGACUGAAUAAGGGAGGGCAGGGAACGGAUGAGGGAAUGAUUGAUCGGUAAUUAUAAUGUUAAAUGAAGAUGGAUGUUAAAUACUAGCCACCCCCUUCACAAAACAACAUAGUGACUAUACAAAGGCACUAAACAAUAUAAAGAAGGAAUCUGUUGCCCUUCCCAUGGCGUGCAUUACAAAUAAGAGAAUGGAGAAUGUUAUAUAUUUACUAGAUUUGUAUUAGAAUAUAUGUGUAUGUUACUGUCCAGAUGUUAAUAUAUAUAUCUUCACCUCUAUGCAGAGUCAUAAAGUGCAAUAUUUUAUUACUAA
Messenger RNA from Eriocheir sinensis (Chinese mitten crab), 5941 nucleotides. Its product is annotated as CAP-Gly domain-containing linker protein 4-like. The record is from RefSeq and is a predicted model, not a curated record. The coding region runs from base 180 to 2834 and encodes 884 amino acids. Lineage: Eukaryota; Metazoa; Arthropoda; Malacostraca; Decapoda; Varunidae. The transcript has 14 exons. Gene Ontology annotation, molecular function: protein binding.